Pteropus alecto (black flying fox) is the source of this 2052-nucleotide messenger RNA. RefSeq names its product NOBOX oogenesis homeobox (gene NOBOX). The transcript is spliced from 8 exons. Gene Ontology annotation, molecular function: RNA polymerase II cis-regulatory region sequence-specific DNA binding; DNA-binding transcription factor activity, RNA polymerase II-specific. Gene Ontology annotation, biological process: regulation of transcription by RNA polymerase II. Lineage: Eukaryota; Metazoa; Chordata; Mammalia; Chiroptera; Pteropodidae. The record is from RefSeq and is a predicted model, not a curated record.
AUGCGGACUCGGGCUGGGCCGACCGUGGAGAGUCAGAAAGAGCUCACUGGACAGAGACGAGGAACGAUGGGCGCCGGUUCCUUUUCUGCCCUCCCAGACUGCUCUGCUCGUAUUUCUGUUUUAAGAAUUAUCUCACUUUACGAAAGUUCUGAAGCCCCCCAGCAGACUGUCAGCGCCACCAGAAUCAAACAGGAAACCGGUUACACGGCAGGGAGCAGGCUCUUCCUUCUCCCUGGUGCUAAGGCAGGUUGGUGCUGGCUCCCCACAGGCCCGGAAGGCGGAGGCCAGCCCCUGGCUGCUGGGCCGGAGAAGGAGGCGCCACUGCAGAGUGCAGCCCCCAACACUCGGGACGCCCCGAGUGGGGAACUGCCCACCUCCUGCACCGUCUCUGGGGAGGAGAAGCCACCAGAGUCCACUGGAGAGCUAACUGGGACUGAUGCCCUGAAAGUGUGCCAGCCGCCCGGCUCAGGGGCUCCCCACAAAGAUGGAGCUCUGGUCCUGCCUAGACCCCAGCUUCAGGGGGAUGGCUGCUCCCUCUCCGGGAGAGAGGCCAAGCCAGGGAAGAGGCCCCGCUCUCCGGGCUCUGGGAAGCAGAAAAAGCCUAUUGCCGUGGGUCCAGCCUCAACGUCAUCUCCCAGUGUCACCAACCCAGCCCGUGCCACACACAACCCAGUGCCUUGUGGGUCAGGCCGGGGGCCCUGCCACCUGGCCAACCUCCUCAGCACAUUGGCCCAGAACAGCCAAAAUACAGACCAGAAGAGGCCCCCGGAGGCAGCCUGUCACGUUCGGAAAAAGACUCGAACCCUAUACCGCUCAGACCAGCUGGAGGAGCUGGAAAGGAUAUUCCAAGAAGACCACUACCCUGACAGUGACAAGCGCCGAGAGAUUGCCCAGACGGUGGGGGUCACCCCCCAGCGCAUCAUGGUAAAGGGGGCCAGGCAGCCGGAGGGGUGGGGGAGAACCCACUAACUGGAACUCUGAAGAGCAGAGCAACGUCUCUCCCUACAGGUGUGGUUCCAGAACCGCCGGGCAAAGUGGAGAAAAGUGGAGAAGGUGAAUGGGAAGGAGAGCAAGGACGACCCUGCAGGCCCCGCCCCCGCCCCCGCCCCCUCCGGCAGUCAGUGCAGCUCUGCAGCUGAGCCACCUCCUGUGCCUAUGGACCCAGAGCCUGGUACCUUCCCUCAGGAGCCACCUCUGGACACUCUUCCGGAGCCCGCCAUGCUCCUGACAUCGGGCCAGACCCUGGCUCCAACCCAGCAGACUGAGGGUGCUCAGAGGGUGGCAGCGACCCCACCACUCUUCAGCCCCCCACCCGUUCGGAGAGCCAACCCUCCUUUUGCCCUGGGCCCUGUCCACACCUCCCAACUGAUGCCUCUGCUGCUGGACAACCUCGACAGUGACAGCAGCCACAAGGACGGCCCCUGUGGGUCCUGGGGGACAAGCAUCACGUCACCCCCCACCUGCUCAUACUUGGAAGAGCUGGAACCCCAGGAUUACCAAGCAAGCGCCCAGCCAGGACUGUUCCCAUUCUCCCAGGCUCCACAGACCCAGCUUUUCCCACAUCCUCAACCCCAGUUUUCAUAUCUGCAUCCCUUCCCCCCGUUCUCCCUGCCCAGUUCCCUGACACCCCCACUGCCAGAAGACUCUCUCUUUCCAAUGCCCUAUGGCCCCAGUGGGGGCACAUCACAGAGCUACUUCCCAGGCCCCACCUCGGGGCAGAUCCUGCUGCAGCCACCUGCCGCGAACGCGGGUACAGUCCCCUGGAAUGACCCCUGCUUGCCAGAACUGCCCUUCCCUGGUCCCUUCUGCCCACAAGCUCUGGGGCACCCCACAGGAGGGGAUGGCUACUUUCCGGAUCUGCUUCCAGCUCCCUAUGCUCAGGCCGUGAGCAGCCAGCCUUCUCCAGGGCCCACCCAGCUGCCCGAAGGGACCAGGCCGGGAGCUGGGCCUUUCCUCAGCAAGGCCCGAGAGGAGCCGCAGGCCACCUCUGUGGAGCCGCACUCAGCACCUCAGGGGAUCCGAGAGGAAGAUAAGGACCACCAUGUUCCCUAG